AGCUGCGGUAGAAAACGAAGUCAUUAUGACAAAGAAAUGGAUCACGCGUUCACUCUUAUUUUUCACAACAUUAAGAGACUGCAAGACGGCCAUUUAUCGAACAGUACUACAACACUCGAGCAAGCGGAAGGCAAGUCGGAGAUAACUACUUGCACAAACACACUGGAAGUGCCUUUGAGAAGACAAAGAAGUAGAUCAGAUUCUUCACUGUUAAAGUAUACGGGAGACAUGAGGACACUAAUUGAACUUCAGUCAAACAUGACGCGCCCAAUGUCGGGCUCUUACUGUGGUGAAUUUGCUUGUCCAGCAGAAACAAGAAAAGUCCGAUUUUCCGACGACUACGCUACAAGAAAGGAGGACAUACGACGUCCACCUUUAACAAAACGACCUUGGUCAGAUCAGCCACCUCGUCCUGCAAUUGUUAUAACCAAGGAAAGUUGACAUCAGCUUUACGGCUGCUGAGUUAAGUUUAAGAACGAAGGAAACUUUAACAAGAAAAAUUAUGGUAUGUAACAUAAAGAAAACCUUUUAAAAUGCAGACGAAUUCUUCUGAUACAACUGAGACACUUUUGCAGCAGUUCAUCAUCAUUCAUAGAGAAAACAUUUAGAAUUAAUUCAGCAAGAAAACUUGGCAAACAUAUUUUUUGAAAACAAAUGCAAAUUGUUAUGCAUGCUAUUGACUGGGUGUCUGCAAUUUCGUCAUACUUUGCCUUCAGGGAAUGUUUUCUGUUUUUCUUUGAAUGAGUGAAUGAAUGAACUAAAUAUGCCACUCAUGAGUUAAGUUUUCUUCUUACUUAAAACCACACUCGCCUGAAGGCUCUAAUGCUUAUUUGUUGGGGACCCAUUAGACACUUGUUGCUUACCUUAGCCUUAUUGGCUACCUUUCUGAAUUGUAAGAUACCAUUCUGAAGUGUUCAAGACGUUGUUACAUGUACGUUGAUCUAAUAAAAGAAGAAAAAAAAGUACUCAGAUAAAUAAAUGUAAUAUGCUACCAUUUGUCUUCGACAAAGUUGUUGGCUGUAUCGACCAUCAUGAUAGCACAUUUUGGGGGAGGAGGGCUUCCAUAAGCCUGAUAUUUCAAGGAAAAAUACACAUUGAGAAAAAGUACUUAAAGCAGGCACCACAUUCAAAAAGGCAAACCAAGUUCAAUAAACAUAUUUGAGGUCAACGCUAACUCGACACUUUAGAACUGGCAACUCUGAAGAAGAUAACUGAAUCGUUGAGAUCGACAGGAAUCGGGCAAAAAAGUAGAUAAAUUACAAGGAAUACAACACCACUCAGUUAACUUUAUUCAUAAAUCAACGUUCGUUCCUCAUCUAGGUGAGUGGCUGUAUCUUUAUUGCACGACAUAUGAGAAAAAAGAAGCAUAAAAUAAGUUAUAAUAAGAACGUCUUUUAUGCCUGAAGUGACGUAAAACCCGCAAAGGCUAGAUCCGAUCGCGAAUAGUAAUCCAAAAUGAUCUUUUGCAAGCAGAAGAGGCUCUCCCAAGGCCCGUGAUCAGAAGCAUGUUUCAUUCAGUCUUGCCAUUUUUUUAUACGCUGGAACUGACUCUUUGUUUUCUUUUUAAAGAAAACUGUUUUUACAAAUCUGUAUCAGUAAAGAAUGAAAGAAGGUAGAGAAUAAAAUUAAAAAGGCUAGCUCUAAAAAAUGCUGACAAAUGCCGCUUAUAUUAACAAGUAUGACCACAUCUUGCAUGAUGCGUAUACGCUAAAUGAGAGCGUGAAGUUUGAUUGGAUGUUUCCCAAACACGCAGCAAAAGAGGUCACCACAGGGACACGAGCACGGAAUGAAAAGGGCUGGUUAACUCUGAGUUCCCUAACGUAAAUUGAAAAACAACUGGCCUCUGGAAACCAGCCACAGCUUUGCUAAGGACAUGAGUGGCACUUUUAACGAAUUAAUUCAUCAAUCCAACUUUUCCUCGGAGGACACCUUUCAAGUGGCCGUUUUGGAGACGGAUAUUACCUGAGAGUUAAUUUAGAGAAGUACAAUGAAACAUGGAAGUUGUCAAAAUUAUAAAUUUCCUCAAGAUUCGCGCCAAAAGUUCAGUUACAAACUAAAAAGACGUUCAUUACAAAACCUCGCGCAGCUCGGGGGAGGAGACCCGUACAAUGUCAGGGAUUUAAGGGCGAGAUUGAAAUAGCAAACUGAAUAUGACACAGCACUACUGGGAGGUCGCUUACGUCCUUAAAUAGGUAGGGGCGUCUAUACCUGACAAGCACGUACGCAGGUGCAUAACAGAUAAUGAAAAACACUACAAAGUACAAAAAAUGUAAAAUAAUUAUGCUGUAUAAAAGCAAUAUUUCGAAGAAGCAAAAUCACUCUAAGUCACUUCCCCUCAUAUCUUUCAAAUAUUAAUUUUUCAGAUCGAAAGAUGCUGGAGUAGGCCAGAGGGAGGAAAACUUAGACGAACUAAAUAAUAAUGAUAAUACUAAUAUCACAAUGGACUCAAAAUUUAAAAAUUCUUUGCAAGCAGUCUAAAACCGUUCUCUUGAGAAAGGCAAUUUUACUUUGGCUUACGUGUGAACCAUUGUAAAUUGGUAAAGAAAUUGUAUAGUGUAUUUUCCAUGAUGAAAAGUCAGAAAUGCGUAUUUUUUUUUCUGACCAAAUUAAUCAAAAUCUGUCUUACGCAACUACUUCCAAUUUAACUCUUUAGUUUUACCAAGUACUUGAUCUCUCAGUCUUUCCUUAAAUAAUGGCACUUUGUUUCAUUUUAUUUAAUGGGGUAAAUUUUUUCCUUAGACGGGCUUGUAGGGACAGCUUUUAAGUUAACUGAAAUAGCGGGGAUUACGGGGCCAAAAGUGGUACUCAAGGAUUAUGAUAACUUACAAUGCCACAAAAUACAGCGACGUCAGUGAAAACAGACAUAAAUACGUGUACGUACAGUAAAUCAUAUCGUUACGCUUUUUAAGGAACUUGAACAUGGGUCCAGUUUAAGUUAAAGUUGAGCCUGUUAGAGACGGCAGAGAAAUUUACAUAAAAGCGUGAUGUAUGCACGUGCAGGGUUGUUUCACUCAAUAAACUGAACAGUUCUUCGAAUUCUUUGACCUCCUUGUUGCCUAAGCUCCGGCGUCACAGUUUAGUAAGGUCUCCGAUAUUCAAGCCCGGCAUAUAGCAUUGAAUACCACAACUUUGAUUUUUGAAGUUAUGCAAUCAAAAUAGCAAGGAAGCUGCAGGCAGCGAAAGGCAACGAAAUGUAACAAAUUAAUGAAGACGCACGUGGAAGCUUAAGCUAUUGGCUUUGUGCCUUUCCUUUUUCCCUUGCCGACGACCUUGCGUAAGGUCAUUAAUCAUAACAUAAGAAAAGAUCUUACGCUGUAGCAACGCCUGGCCCUAGGCGCAGCUCGAUCAAGAUGGAGUCGGUUUCUCCAGAAGUUCUUGAGCAAAAUCACUAUCUCUAGCAUGUAGAAUUCAGUGCACCCGAUCGAUGGCACUUGGACCAAACAUCAUGCAUAUGUCACACACAUGACUGACUAAACUCUUUUGUGCUGUUAAAUCUCACCUCUGAUUGGUAGAUAGUAAUUAAAAAAAUCCACAGCGUUUCGUUGGUAUAAAUACUGUGAUCAAUAGAUAUCAUUCAAAUUAACAAAUGUGUAGAUACUUGUGUGGCCUUAAAUCUGCGGCUCACGUACAACAGGUUGCAAAAUACAAGAUGUUGUUCCCGCUAUGAGAGACUUCAAACCUACAAAAGAUAUGAGCCAUCACCCAUCUAGAAAACAUUCCAACAGGUAUGACAAAGAAAUGGAUCAGGCCUUUACUCUUAUUUUCCACAACAUCAAAAGGCUGCAAGAUGGUAUGUUGAGCAACAGUGAUCCAGACCUUACUAAAGAACCCAGCAACUUCGAUCUGGAGCCAAAAACAGUAAAGACCAUUCAAAAACCGGUUAGAAAACGUAGCAGGUCAGAGGAUUUUAGGAUUUUAGGAUUUGGAGUCCAAACAACCGCAUCGCCUGCUCUUAUCAAGUCUGGUUCUCUUCAGCAACUUAGUGACGCAGCGAAGUCUCCAUUUCAGAGACGAAAAGUAAGAUUUGCUGAUGAU
Messenger RNA from Porites evermanni, 4035 nucleotides. The record is from the annotation of a GenBank genome assembly. Lineage: Eukaryota; Metazoa; Cnidaria; Anthozoa; Scleractinia; Poritidae.